AAAUUCGACGCGUGUCUGCCAUGUUUAUAUUUUUAGUGAAGUUUCAGGUUAGAAAUUCAUCGCUCACGUGGUUCUGAAAAGUUCUCAAGUUGUAAAUUUACUCUCUCAUCAUGGGUCGUAAAGCUAAAUUUGCCGAAGAAAAAGUGAAGAAGGGCCCUGGUAAAAAAACGAAGAAGCAAAAAGAUCCCUCUUUUCCAUCAGCCAUUGCAACCACAGAUGAUGAAGAGCCCAAGAAACUAAGUCACAGGCAGAAGCUCCGUCUCCGAAGAAGACUUUUGCGAAGAGAAGCCCGCAAACAAUUUUUAAAAGAAUUAAAAACCAAGAAAAAAGAGAAAAUCGAAGCUCAGAAAAGAAUGAUGAACGGUCUGAAGCGCGACACCAAAACUGAUGACUCGGAGACAGGUAGCAAAAUGAAAGGAUUUCAUGAUGAUAACAGCUCAUGGUUAAAACCCAAAAAGAAGAAAUUACUACCAGAUGAAGAUAAUGAAGACGAUGAGGAUGAAGAAAUGGAUGUUGAUUCUCAGGAAGAAAAUGGCUCAGAAGUUGAUGAUUCUGAAAUGGAAGAUUCUGAUGAUGAUGGUGUGAAGAAGGAUAGCGGUUUUAGCACUGAUUCUGAUGAUGCCUCGGAUGACAGUAGCGAUGAUCAAGAUGACAGUAACGCUGAUGAAGAUGACGAGGAUGAUUUAUUACCAUUUGAAAAAGCAGCAAAGAAAACAAAGAAGAAACAUGCAAAAGAAGCGAAACUCGCUGCUGAAGAAGAGAAAGAAAUGAAUGCUGAUCACUCAAGUGAAGUAUUCCAAUUUCCGAGUGAGGAAGAGUUGCAGCAACAACUACCUAUUCCUGAAGUAGAGCAGAGAAUCCGCGAUAACUUAAUGGUUCUUACAAAUUUUAAAAAGUUCAGGGAAGAAGGAAGAUCUCGGACUGAUUACAUGAAUUUGCUGCUGAGAGAUUUGUGCAACUACUUCAGCUACAACGAAUUCAUGAUGAAGAAGAUACUCAAUCUAUUCUCUCUACACGAAGUCAUGAAUUUCCUGGAAGCUAGUGAAACGCCACGACCAUUGACUAUUCGAACAAAUAGUUUGAAAACCAGUAGACGUGAUCUUGCCCAGGCACUGAUUGGGCGCGGUGCAAAUGUCGAUCCGAUUGGAAAGUGGUCUAAAGUAGGUUUAGUCGUAUUUAGUUCACAAGUUCCUAUUGGUGCGACCCCUGAGUAUUUAGCCGGACACUAUAUGAUUCAAGGUGCUGCCAGUAUGUUGCCAGUCAUGGCUCUGGCCCCGAAAGAAAAUGAGAGAAUCUUAGAUAUGUGUGCAGCGCCUGGGGGUAAAGCAUCACAUAUAGGUGCUAUAAUGAAAAACACAGGAGCAUUAUUUGCAAAUGAUGUCAACAAAGAUCGAGCUAAAGCAGUAGCUGCCAAUUUUCAUCGUUUAGGUAUUACAAAUGGAGUUAUUAGUACUUUAGACGGUCGGAAAUAUCCCUCGAUAAUGAAAGGUUUCGACAGAGUUUUGGUGGAUGCACCCUGUUCUGGCUCCGGAGUUGCAUCUAAAGAUCCCAGUGUAAAAUCUAGUAAGGAUCAUAGCGAUAUCCAGCGAUGUUUCAAUCUGCAACAAGAUCUCUUACUUGCGGCCAUCGAUUGUACUAAUGCCAAGUCACCCACAGGGGGAUAUAUAAUUUACUCCACGUGUUCAAUAUUGCCUGAAGAGAAUGAACUUGUUAUCCAAAAAAUUUUGGCCAAGAGGCAUGUUAAAUUAGUAGAGACUGGUCUUGAUUUUGGAAACGAAGGUUUUACGAAAUUUUUAGCACACAGAUUCCAUCCAUCAAUGAAAUUAGCUCGGAGAUUUUAUCCCCACACACACAAUAUGGAUGGUUUCUUUGUCGCAAAGUUGAAGAAAAUAUCCGACAAAAUCCCCACGACUGAUGUAGAAGAAAUGGACGAAGAUGAGGAAAGAUGGUUCAUGAACGAAAAUCCUGAUUACAUUUUACCUUAAUUUUACCCAAUUAUUUUUCAUUAUGUAUCUAUCUGUACAUAUCCUUUUGUAAUUUUUUUGUUUUCAUAAUGAGGAUGAAAAUAACACUGUAUGUUUUUAAAAUUGUCUUUUAACGUAUUUUUAAUUGUGGCUCAAAGAAUGAUUUUGGCGGAACAGUAUUUAAAAAAUUAAUCCUUGGGAUAAUCGAGCACCGUCAGUUCGGUAAAUGUAAGUUAUUUUCUUGCAAUUAUCUAUUCCAUUCAAGUAGGGUCAUUACUCAUUACACAAAUUUUUUAAAUUAAUAUUCUGAAAGUACAUAUAAAAUAAGUAGACACAAGAUCUUUUGAUAUUUCAUUUAAUUAAAUUUUGAGUGAGGAAAAGACCAAAGUCACCAAAAAUCCAACUCUAUUUCAGGAAGAAAAAUGGAAAAUGUUUUAGCUGUGUUCAAAAGAAGAUUGAUAAAUUUUCAAGGCAUCAAGUAGAGAGUCUGAUUUCAUUAAAGCCUGCAACACAUGGAGUAACUUCGGUUUUCAAAUUUUUCAAAUGAAGAAGAGACAGAAGUAAAAAAGCUGACUUCUAAUUACAAUGGUAAAAUAACUUUAUUUUCCAAAAAUUCCAAAAUAAAUUACUGUGAUGUUACAAAAAUAAAACAUUCCAACGAGUCAAAAAGUUUGUAUGUACAAUUCACAAUCCCUUCAGUUUAAAACAAAAUAUUUAUGAAUUGUAAGAUGGAAAUUUUGGCUACAGCUAGUGUCCCCCCCCCCUUUUCCCAUUUUUUUUUCCUUUCCACUUACAAGAAUUCUGUAAUGAGAAAUAAUGUUUUUACUCUUCACUGUGAUACACAGAACUUGACACAUUAUUAAAUACUAAUAUGCUCUAGCGACUGAUGGUGAACUUGACACUUCUUAAUCAGUUUUCAAAUUAAUUUCAGCCACUUAAGCCGUCUUAUCUUAAAUGCAGAGGUGAAAGUGCUGAAUCUGCAGCAAACAAAUCAACACUGAAAAAAGUCUUGUAUUAUGACCAUGCCUAAAAGUAGAGGAGUUCAGAAAUCCUCUACAUAUAGCCAGCUGGCUCCUUUGAAAACUCUAAACACCAGCAGAAACAAUGUAACCAAAAAAGGUGUACACUAAACUUUCAACACCCUAACUGACUAAACCUAACUGAUCCAAA
Bemisia tabaci is the source of this 3134-nucleotide messenger RNA. Its product is annotated as 28S rRNA (cytosine(4447)-C(5))-methyltransferase. Gene Ontology annotation, molecular function: RNA binding; rRNA (cytosine-C5-)-methyltransferase activity. NCBI's taxonomy places the organism in Eukaryota, Metazoa, Arthropoda, Insecta, Hemiptera, Aleyrodidae. Gene Ontology annotation, cellular component: nucleolus. Gene Ontology annotation, biological process: maturation of LSU-rRNA; rRNA base methylation. The record is from RefSeq and is a predicted model, not a curated record.